Diuraphis noxia (Russian wheat aphid) is the source of this 876-nucleotide messenger RNA. It is a transcript of the gene betaCOP, whose product is annotated as coatomer subunit beta. Gene Ontology annotation, biological process: intracellular protein transport; intra-Golgi vesicle-mediated transport; endoplasmic reticulum to Golgi vesicle-mediated transport. The record is from RefSeq and is a predicted model, not a curated record. Gene Ontology annotation, cellular component: COPI vesicle coat; cytoplasm. Gene Ontology annotation, molecular function: structural molecule activity. NCBI's taxonomy places the organism in Eukaryota, Metazoa, Arthropoda, Insecta, Hemiptera, Aphididae.
AUGUCUAACGACACUUUUGUAAUCAACAAGAAAGCUAAAGAAAAGCCGGGACAUAAAGUGAAUGUUGAUGAUGCCAUUGUAUUCUUACGUACAAGUAGUAACRGCACAGAAGGCACUGAAAAUGUUUUUGAGCUCAGCUUAAACCAGGCUGUUGUGGGUGGUGGUUCUAUUCACCAGAAUAAUAGUGAUGGUACAUCAGGACUUUCUACUAAUAGCAAACUUAAUAAAGUUACACAACUGACUGGAUUUUCCGAUCCAGUGUAUGCUGAGGCUUAUGUUCAUGUCAAUCAGUAUGAUAUUGUUUUGGAUGUAUUGAUUGUUAAUCAAACAGGUGAUACAUUACAAAAUUGUACGCUCGAGUUGGCCACAAUGGGAGAUCUGAAAUUGGUUGAAAAACCACAACCUGUUGUUUUGGCUCCUCACGAUUUCUGUAAUAUCAAAGCCAGUGUUAAAGUGGCAUCUACUGAAAAUGGCAUAAUCUUUGGAAACAUUGUGUAUGAUAUUGGUGGUGCAAUUGGUGAUCGAAAUGUGGUUGUAUUAGAUGACAUCCGUAUAGACAUAAUGGACUACAUAAUGCCUGCUGUAUGUAACGACUCUGAAUUCCGUCAAAUGUGGACUGAAUUUGAGUGGGAGAACAAAGUUUCUGUUUCUACCAGUUUGACAGACCUUAAUGAAUAUUUGGCGCAUUUAUUGAAAAGCACUAACAUGAAAUGUUUAACUCCAGAAAAAGCAUUGUCUGGACAGUGUGGAUUUAUGGCAGCAAAUUUAUACGCGAGGUCAAUAUUCGGCGAAGAUGCUCUUGCAAAUUUAAGUAUUGAAAAAGGAUUAGAUAAGCCUCAAGUCAUUGGACACAUUAGAAUUCGAGCUAAAAGUCAG